Molecule: messenger RNA, 706 nt
Organism: Aspergillus aculeatinus CBS 121060
Lineage: Eukaryota; Fungi; Ascomycota; Eurotiomycetes; Eurotiales; Aspergillaceae
Exons: 2
Coding region: 99-539 (146 amino acids)
Source: RefSeq, a predicted model, not a curated record
CCUCCUCUUCCGCUUCCGCUUCCUCUUUCUGCUGGAGAGUAGACGACACACGACAAGCGCCGAUUUCCUCGGGCCCGGACGGACACUUGCAGGCCAAGAUGGGUUCCGCAUCGAAUUUUGCAAAGACGAUGAUCAUCCCCGCGGUGAUCUCGCUCACCCUUUAUCUCCUUUUCUCCUUCGUGAUCAUCCCCUUCUUUCGACGUUAUCAUCAACGAUACUCGCAGUAUCUGCCGCUCCACACGAUCUCCGCCCACACGUUGACCCUUCGGGACCGUAUCGCCGAUGCCAUCAUGCGCCGGUUCUUGCCCUCAUCGUGGCAGCGGCAGCAUCUAGCCGACCAGGACGACAACAUCAGUAUAUACGAUGAAGAGGGCGAGAUUAUGGUGGGGAUGGACAUGGAUGUAGAGCGAAGAGGGGCCCUCGAACGGCAACGCAACUCAGUCGUCGACUCUGGGAGACGACUCAGUCGGGAACUUGAGGCCGGGUUCAUGGAUGACAGUGAGGACGAAGAAGAGGACCAUCCGCAGUGUCGACGCUAGUUUUGGCAAUAAUCCGCUUCCCAUGCCUUAAUACCUAUAGAGAUAUUUACGGAAUGCUGUCACUAACUCACUCCCACAUGUCACUGAGGAUGUCAUCACAUCUUUGCGCAGCCAGAUGGGCCACAAUAUCUACAGUGCUCGAAGUGGAAACCACCCGUAUAAGUUAU